Messenger RNA from Daldinia loculata, 1808 nucleotides. RefSeq names its product caspase domain-containing protein. Gene Ontology annotation, biological process: proteolysis. The record is from RefSeq and is a predicted model, not a curated record. The transcript is spliced from 5 exons. Lineage: Eukaryota; Fungi; Ascomycota; Sordariomycetes; Xylariales; Hypoxylaceae. The coding region runs from base 216 to 1682 and encodes 488 amino acids. Gene Ontology annotation, molecular function: cysteine-type endopeptidase activity.
CCUUCUCCUGUUUUAUCAUUCUCAGCCCCAAAUCUCACAUCCCACAUCCCACAUCUCCCGGACCCACACAGAAUCAUAGGAUAGAUACUCACUUCCAAGGUUGUCUGCUUAUUCUACAUCCUGAUAUUUCUCGACUAUAGUUCCUCUUCAAACGAAUAGUAAACCUCGCCAUCUCUUAACCAAUCCUAAUCGCUCAUCUUUGAUCAACUUGUAAAAUGUCCGGUUGGGGUCACGACCAAAAUUACGGCGGAGGAUAUAACCAACCUCCUCCUCAUCAAGGAUAUAAUCAGCCUCAUCAGGGAUAUAAUCAACCACCCCAAGGAUACAAUCAACCACCUCAAGGAUACAAUCAACCACCUCAAGGAUACAACCAGCCUCCUCAAGGAUACAACCAGCCUCCUCAAGGGUAUAAUCAGUAUGGUCCGCCUUCUGGUCCUCCCUCGGGUCAUAAUCAAUAUGGGGCUCCUCCCGGUCCGCCUCCCCAGCAACAUGGCUACAACCAAUAUGCCCCUCCGUCUGGACCUCCGCCUCCUCAGCAGCACGGGUAUAACCAGCAUUCCUCUUCAAAUCACCCGCCGUCUUCGUAUAGCCAAGGAUCUAACCGCUAUCCGCCGCCUUCUUAUCCCCCACCGCACGGGUUAGAUCCGUAUGGAUAUCCCGUUCACUCCGGCGGCCCUCCCGUUCAAGGUUACGGGGGCCAGCACCGAGCCGGCCCUCCUCCGCCAAGUGCUCCACAGCAAUUCGGUCACGGCGCACCUGAUGGUUAUACUUUCCAGUAUUCCAAUUGUACCGGUAAACGUAAGGCAUUGUUGAUCGGCAUCAACUAUUUCGGCCAGAAGGGUGAACUACGUGGUUGCAUCAACGAUACGAAGAACGUUUCCCAGUUUCUUAUCGAGCGCUACAACUAUAAGAGAGAGGACAUGAUAAUCUUGACUGACGACCAACAAGACCCUAUCAUGGUGCCGACCAAGACGAACAUGCUUCGAGCUAUGGAAUGGCUUGUUUCUGGUGCUCGUCCUAAUGAUGCAUUGUUCUUACAUUACUCAGGUCAUGGCGGACAGACAAAAGACGAAGAUGGAGACGAGGAAGACGGCUACGACGAGGUUAUUUACCCCGUCGACUACGAAACCGCCGGCCACAUUGUUGAUGAUCAGCUCCAUCAUAUAGUCGUUAAGCCUCUUCAAGCAGGUGUGAGGUUAACGGCAAUCUUUGACUCAUGUCACUCCGGUUCGGUUCUAGAUUUACCGUACAUCUACUCAACUAAGGGUGUUCUAAAGGAGCCUAAUCUUGCAGCCGAAGCUGGGCAAGGGCUGCUUAAGGCGUUCUCUUCUUAUGCUCAGGGCGAUGCAGCAGGAGCUGCCAGCGCCAUCUUUGGCCUUGCCAAGACUGCGUUCAGAGGAGAUGACGGGUAUAAAAAGACCAUUGAAACCAAGACCUCGCCCGCAGACGUCAUCAUGUGGUCAGGCAGCAAGGAUGAUCAGACAUCUGCGGACGCGACUAUUGCAUCUCAGGCAACCGGGGCGAUGUCUUAUGCUUUUAUCACAGCUCUUAAGCAGGACCCUAAGCAGAGCUACGUGGAACUACUCAAUAGUAUUCGCGACGUGCUAGAAACCAAGUAUUCCCAAAAGCCACAGUUGUCUUGCAGCCACCCUCUCGAUACAAGUCUCUUAUUCGUUAUGUAAGCUGCUGGAAAUAGGAUAUGUGUUGGACGAGGUCGGCUUGAUGUUGAUGAUAGGAAACAUACCUCCUACUAAACUGCGUCACUUUUAAGCUAACAGAGCAUACAAGCGGAAAUUUAGCAGCAGGGU